AUGUGGGAAUAUGGGUCUUGUAGUUAUGCUGGAUUAACAUUCACCGUCCCAAUAUUUGGCUCCUUUAUAUACUGUGUAUACUUAAGAGACCAAAGCAGGCGCACCAUUUACAAAUAUGUUUCGACUACUAAAAGGUUUUUAAGAGCCGUCUACACAGGUACUCUGAUUUCUUUGGAUUAUAAGUGGACCAUGACAGUAUUCUCGAAUGAUUCUGAAUCCUACAUCAAAGAAAUAUCAAAAUGUCACCAAAGAGCAGCCGACAGAAUUCUUCAGGGCUGUUUGCACAAUGGAGGUUUGUAUAUCAAAAUGGGACAGGGUCUCGCAAGUAUGAAUCAUGUUUUGCCCAAACAGUACACAGAAACUCUGGAAAAGUUGCACGACCAAGCUAUCAUGCGCUCAGUAGACGAAGUGUAUCGGAUAUUCAUGGAAGAUUUCGGCAAACCACCUUCGGAACUGUAUUCCAGUUUUGAACAUGAACCCAUAGCUGCUGCUAGUUUGGCUCAAGUACAUCGUGCUGUUACACAUGAAGGAGAGCAAGUCGCAGUGAAAGUUCAGUACGAAGAUUUGCGUGAUCGAUUUGAUGGGGAUAUGUCAACCCUUGAGUUACUUUUAAAAUUAGUUGAAAUAAUGCAUCCUGAUUUUGGAUUCGCUUGGGUUUUACAAGAUAUGCGUGAAACACUGGCCAAAGAACUCGACUUUGAAAAUGAGGCAGAUAAUGCUGCUCGUUGUAUUGCUGACUUAGCGAGUCUGGGCACACUAGAAAACAAUGGUUCCGUUCAUGUACCUUGGGUAAAUCGUAAGCUAACCAGCAAACGCGUCCUUACAGCCGAAUUCAUUGAUGGUAUCAAAGUUAAUCAAGUAUCUGCUCUACGGGAUGCUGGCUUCUCACUAGCUGAGUUGGAUCGCUUGUUGGUUCGUGCAUUUAGUCAUCAGGUGUUUUGUACUGGCUUUGUACAUGCUGAUCCACAUCCAGGCAACCUACUAGUACGACGGAAACCUCAGAUAAAGUUAGGUAUUUCUCAGAAAAUCAAAUCAUCUAUUCAAAGUAUACCCAACAUUUUAUUUGAUACACUCACAUGGAUGGGAUUUCUGUUUUAUUUCCCCGUCAACAUCGUAAAAAAACUAAAAAAUCGUGAACAUAAAUUGUUUACUCAUCCAAAUGCAAGUCGAGGUUCAACUGAAAUGCAACUGGUUCUUCUAGAUCAUGGUUUGUAUGAUACUCUUCCAAGCGAUAAACGGAAAGCUUUAUGCAAAAUGUAUCAGGCCAUUUUAGAUUCCAAUGAAUCAGUAAUGAAAGAAGCAUCUUCAUUUUUAGGUAUUGAAGAUUGGGCUACUUUCGGUGAAGUUAUCUUACAGAGACCAUGGCGUCGCCGAACAAUCAGAUUGCCAUCACAACUCUCAGAUGCAGAUAGAGCCUAUUUACGCUCAACAGCAAUGGAACAUUUUGACCGAGUAAUGUCGGUUCUUGAACAAAUGCCGCGCCCAAUGCUUUUGUUCAUCAGAAAUUUGAAUCUUAUUCGUUCUAUUUGUCGUUCUCACGGGGAUCCUAUUGAUCGUCACUCUUUAAUGAUUGAUAGUGCUGUUCUUGGGAGUCGAAUAACAACUUCACGUUCUGGCAAAUUGAUUCCCAUGAAUUGGAGUGAUAAGUUACAGGUGAAUAUCAUAUUGCAAAGAUACCACUGGAAGUUAAGGUUUGAAGCUUUCUGCUUGUGGAUUCAAAGUGUACUUUAUCAUUUGUUAUAUACUUUGGGACAGGCACCCGACAUAAAAGAAAUAUCAGCUUUAUAUAAUGCUGCAGCACCUAAAAGCCUAUCAGCCAAUGUUUAA
This is a messenger RNA of Trichobilharzia szidati, 1827 nucleotides long. The record is from the annotation of a GenBank genome assembly. NCBI's taxonomy places the organism in Eukaryota, Metazoa, Platyhelminthes, Trematoda, Strigeidida, Schistosomatidae.